This is a messenger RNA of Miniopterus natalensis, 1276 nucleotides long. It is a transcript of the gene RNF2, whose product is annotated as ring finger protein 2. Lineage: Eukaryota; Metazoa; Chordata; Mammalia; Chiroptera; Miniopteridae. Gene Ontology annotation, cellular component: PcG protein complex; ubiquitin ligase complex. Gene Ontology annotation, molecular function: ubiquitin protein ligase activity; chromatin binding. The record is from RefSeq and is a predicted model, not a curated record.
AUCCACAGAUCAAAGCAGCGUAUCUCCAGGAAAAAGGAAAGCCUCUGGAUGAAGCUCUGAAGAAAGCCAUUACAGGUCACCUUGAGGAAGUUGCUUUGGCUUUAAAAAACUCCAGCCCAGUUGGAUGCUGACGAACUCUGUGCUGCCAUGAAGGGUCUUGGAACUGAUGAAGCAAUGUCUCAGGCUGUGCAGACGAAUGGAACUCAACCAUUAAGCAAAACAUGGGAACUCAGUUUAUAUGAAUUACAACGAACACCUCAGGAGGCAAUAACAGAUGGCUUAGAAAUUGUGGUUUCACCUCGAAGUCUACACAGUGAAUUAAUGUGCCCAAUUUGUUUGGAUAUGUUGAAGAAUACCAUGACUACAAAGGAGUGUUUACAUCGUUUUUGUGCAGACUGCAUUAUCACAGCCCUCCGAAGUGGCAAUAAAGAAUGUCCUACAUGUCGGAAAAAGCUAGUUUCCAAAAGAUCACUGAGGCCAGACCCAAACUUUGAUGCACUCAUCAGCAAAAUUUAUCCAAGUCGUGAUGAGUACGAAGCUCAUCAAGAGCGAGUGUUAGCCAGGAUCAACAAGCACAAUAAUCAGCAAGCACUCAGUCACAGCAUUGAGGAAGGACUGAAGAUACAGGCCAUGAACAGAUUACAGCGAGGCAAGAAACAACAGAUUGAAAAUGGCAGUGGAGCAGAAGACAAUGGUGACAGUUCUCACUGUAGUAAUGCAUCCACACAUAGCAAUCAGGAAGCAGGGCCUAGUAACAAGCGGACCAAAACUUCAGAUGAUUCUGGGCUUGAGCUUGAUAACAACAAUGCAACAGUGGCAAUUGAUCCAGUAAUGGAUGGUGCUAGUGAAAUUGAGUUAGUAUUCAGGCCUCAUCCCACACUGAUGGAAAAAGAUGACAGUGCACAGACAAGAUACAUAAAGACUUCCGGUAAUGCCACUGUAGAUCACUUAUCCAAGUAUCUGGCUGUGAGGUUAGCUUUAGAAGAACUUCGAAGCAAAGGAGAAUCAAACCAGAUGAACCUUGAUACAGCCAGUGAGAAGCAGUAUACCAUUUACAUAGCAACAGCCAGUGGGCAGUUCACUGUAUUAAAUGGCUCUUUUUCUUUGGAAUUGGUCAGUGAGAAAUACUGGAAAGUGAACAAACCCAUGGAACUUUAUUAUGCACCCACAAAGGAGCACAAAUGAGCUUUUACUAAAACCAGUCUGGAGAAUGAACUUUUUUAUAGCCUAUUUCUUUAUUAUUAAAGAUGUAUCAUCAUUACUUUUAUGGACAGUA